AUGAGAAAGAAAGAAAAAUCGGGAAAUGGAUUUCCAGUUACGGCCAACCAUCCGCCACAAAGACCGUGGAUUCCAUUGACAAGACCAAAUAGAACGAGACCGACGUGUAUUUUCACAGUGAUGUGUUACAACGUUCUCUGCGACAAAUACGCGACGAGGCAAAUGUACGGAUACUGUCCGAGUUGGGCACUCGAUUGGGAAUACAGGAAAAAGGGAAUUUUGGAAGAAAUAAGACAUUAUGCUGCCGAUAUUAUUAGUUUACAGGAAGUAGAAACAGAUCAGUUUUAUAAUUUCUUUUUACCCGAAUUGAAAAGAGACGGCUACGAUGGAAUUUUCUCACCGAAAUCCAGAGCCAAAACAAUGUCUGAAAAUGACAGGAAAUUUGUCGAUGGCUGCGCCAUUUUUUACAGAACCGCAAAAUUUUCGUUAACUAAAAAUCACUUAGUCGAAUUUAAUCAACUUGCUAUGGCGAAUUCUGAAGGAUCGGAUCACAUGUUGAAUCGAGUUAUGCCAAAGGAUAACAUUGGAUUGGCAGCUUUGUUGAAAACUAAAGAAGCCGCUUGGGACAAUGGUGAGAAAAGUUAUCGUUACCGUAUCCUUACAAAGAUGGCGGGUUAUCAAACGAAAGAAGAAUACUGGGCAAAUCAAUCUCAGUAUAAUAAUUAUAAUUAUCCAUCGCCGGAUCCGAAUGUCGGAUUUCAUUCGGAAUUGAAUUUUCAAGAUACUAGUCAAUAUGAAAACGUACCCAACGAUUCGUGGCAGGCGAAUUAUUACACGGGCGAGGGUUACGGCGUUCAGGGAGAAUUCAAAACGACCGGAUUCAACGAAUUCGACGACGAACCACCGUUACUCGAAGAAUUGGGUAUAGAUCCGGACAGGAUAAUGCAAAAAACGUUCGCCGUUUUGAAUCCGUUUCACAAACAGGGAUUGGUAGACGACGUUAAUUUUCUAACGAAGGACACGGAUUUGGCGGGUCCUUUGGCAUUUUGCUUGACUCUGGGUGCAACCCUCGUCGUUUCCGGUGGGAAAGCCAAUUUCGGAUAUUUGUACGGUCUCGUCGUCACCGGUUGCCUUCUCAUGUAUUUUCUGUUGUCUCUCAUGAACACGAGCGGAACGGUCACUCUCACGUCCGUGGCUUCCAUACUAGGCUACUGUUUGCUUCCCAUCGUUGGCUUGUCGACGCUGUCAAUUUUUCUAACGAUGACCAGUCUUGUGGGAAUCAUAUUGAGCAUCGUUGGAGUGUCUUGGUGCAGUUUGUCAGCAUCAAGAUUGUUCAUGGCUUUAAUGGCAUCAGAUUGUUCUCAAAGACCUUUAAUAGCUUAUCCUUGCAUACUAUUAUACAGGUUGCCACCUGAUCCGAAUCAAAUAAAUCAACCCAUAUUGGUGUGCACGGCUCACAUACACUGGGACCCAGAAUUCUGUGAUGUCAAAUUAAUACAAACGAUGAUGUUAUCGUACGAAUUGAAAAGCAUUUUGGAAGAAGCGAGUCACAAUUUUCGUCCCGGUCACAAACCGGAAACGAAUUGCGUACAACUUUUGCUGUGCGGAGAUUUCAAUUCCCUCCCCGAUUCGGGUGUCAUUGAAUUUCUCUCGUCGGGAAGAGUGUCGGCGGAUCAUCCGGAUUUCAAAGAAUUACAGUACAAGUCGGUUUUGCAAAAGAUAUCCGGUUGUGAAAAACCAAACGAAUUCACACAUUCCUUCAAGCUCGCGUCCGCGUACAGCGAAGACAUAAUGCCGUUCACUAAUUACACAUUUGAAUUCAAAGGCAUUAUAGAUUAUAUAUUUUAUUCGAAGCAAAGCAUGACGCCGUUGGGCCUUUUGGGACCCGUCAACGCCGAUUGGCUGAAAGAAAACAAAGUCGUCGGAUGUCCUCAUCCGCACGUACCAUCAGAUCACUUUCCUUUGUUAGUCGAAUUGGAAAUGUGUCCAACGGUGCCUAGUACCACGAACGGUUUAAUAACCAGAAGGUAG
Molecule: messenger RNA, 1971 nt
Organism: Pediculus humanus corporis (human body louse)
Lineage: Eukaryota; Metazoa; Arthropoda; Insecta; Psocodea; Pediculidae
Product: CCR4-NOT transcription complex subunit, putative
Exons: 9
Coding region: 1-1971 (656 amino acids)
Biological process (GO): nuclear-transcribed mRNA poly(A) tail shortening
Cellular component (GO): CCR4-NOT complex; cytoplasm; nucleus
Molecular function (GO): poly(A)-specific ribonuclease activity
Source: RefSeq, a predicted model, not a curated record